GGUUGUCGUGUUCGAUUGGUGCCAGAGCGCAGCCUUAUAUUUUGCCAAGUCAUCAAUGGAGGUGUUCGUGUGUACGUGAAAACGCUGUGCUUUAAAUUUUGCUAAUUCAAACGCACGCCAGUAACGUCAGUAGAAAUUUAAAAGUAGUGAUAAGAAUAUAUUCCGUGCAGAAACGAUGGCUUCAACUUGCGACAGAAAGCCCGGAAAGGUGUCCAGAGCAAGCAAACACCUUUUGUUAAAAUACUGCAAGGAGUUGGAGCAAGAACGCGUCGCUCAAAUGGUAGCUGAGCCAGUGGCAUCGAGAAGUCGUGCCAGUGACGUUGCGCCAGAAUUAAUCCUCGCGGCAGCUACGGAACAUUCCGAACCGAUGGACACCUGUGCACCGGUUUUGGAAGAUUUCGAAGACUGCAGCGAAGAGGAAGAACGACCGACAAAAUACGACGGAAGAACGACCUUUGGCUGCGCUCUGGCACCAAUCGAACACGACAUCCGACUCGAACAACCCCAUAUAAUCAAAUGGGGGUGCACUCUCAGACACAAACAAACAAACAAGACAAACAUGUCAAAUCCCAUACAUUUUUCAUGUUCGAUGUCGUGUUCGAUUGGUGCUAGAGCGCCGGGUUUUUGAUGAAUCGUUAGCGGAUGUGUCGUAGGAGGAUGGUCUGCGACUGUGGGCCCUCGAUACAGGGCAAACCCACGAGGCGAUGAAUCGGCUGUUGCGCCACCUUAAAAAAGCCGGAGUUUGAGUCGUUGCCGAACGAUGCGCGCACUUUCCUGAAGCCACUGGAAGAUGCAGUUAUAUAAACAACGAUAACGCAGAUUGAUGGUGGAGAGUUCUGGUACCAGGGUGUAGGAACUUGUUUGAAAAAUUAUUUCCGAAACUUGCCUCCUAUUGACGAUGGAUUUGUUAUCGAUUUUUGCUUCGAUGGCUUACCGCUGUACCUGAACGACAGUAAACAGCUCUGGCCAAUACUUAUGAAAGUAUUCAACAUAUCGAAUAUGCCCGUGAUGCCGGUUGCAUUAUUUUUCGGAUUAUCAAAACCUGCAUCAGUCGACCAGUAUCUCGAAGAUUUCGUUGAAGAAAUGAACGAGCUACAAAAGAACGGUUUGAUGAUGCAUGGUCGGCUCCUACUCGGUGAAAAUUCGAUGCAUCAUUGCCGAUACACCGGCUCGUGCUUAUAUAAAGGGUGUUAAAUCGCACAACUCUGUAAGCGGGUGCUUAAAGUGCACAAUUACAACCAAUAAGAGUGAUCAUUCUUCACACAGGUUCUAUCCGUAUGCGGCGUUUUCCCAGCCAAGAGACCAUAAUUCUUUUUGCAACGAACAAUAUCCGCUGCAUCAAAAGUUUUUAAUGGCACUAUCCCGUCUGUAUGGAUUAAAUAUGAUUUUAGAUAUUAUAGUGUCGGAUCGCCUGCACCUCAUAGAUGAAGGCGUUUUGGGUAGAUUAAUAUUUCUUUGGACCAGCGUAUUCCCCAGGCAGAAGUUUAGGUUGUCCAAAUUGCAGCUGAAAAUUGUGUCGGAACAUCUGCUCCAAAUCCAUCUGCCUUCUGAUUUCAGACGGCAGUUACGAAGCCUGAAUCUGAUUCAAGAUAGGAAGGGCAUUAAACUGAAAUCAUUUCUGCAGUUUGUGGGAUUCGUUGUUCUCAAAGACAAUUUGAGCGACGCUGUAUACCAGCACUUCAUGUUGCUGUUUGUUGCGACAACAUUUUUAUCCACUGCAUAUCAUAAAGACCGUUGGAUAGAUGCAGAUAUAUUGCUGCACCAGUUUGUGGCAGAAUACAGUAGUCUUUAUGGCCCAGAAUUCGUAAACAGCAACGUACACAAACUGUUGCAUGUUUACGAGGAGGUGUUUAGAUUCGGUGAACUGGGCACUAUGUCUUCCGAAGAGUGCGAAGAAUAUCUCCGCAAUUUUAGGCAAACGGUGUUGCAUAGCAAACGACACAGUUUGGCGCAGGCGGUGCAGCGUUUUGCCGAGCUGCAACGUAUCAAUAUUUCAAAAAGAAUGCAUUUAUCUUCGACCUCAGGAUCGGCCAGUAAAUCAGUCGGUAGAUAUACCGAAUGCACCAUGAGUCCCGGGUUGUUUCUUAGAGACAAUUUCCGGGACCGAUGGUGUAUGUUGCACGACGGAACUGUUCUGAGGUGCGAGUCAGCCUCCAUAGAAGGGUGUGAACUGAUGAUUCACGGGCAUCGGUUUACACAGCAGUAUCCCUUUUUUGUGAAGCCGUAUUCGUCCUACGAGCUAAAACAUACACGCUGCAAAUCUGAUUCACAUGAAUACAAAUGAAAUGAGUUAUGUUCCCAGCACCAGUAUAAUGUGCAAGGUUGCUGCUGUCGGAACCAAUAUUCAGGGAGAAUAUGUGUUUGCGCCUUUACCUCAUACCGGCGAAAAAAUAAAACAUGCUGUUAACAAUA
Anopheles gambiae (African malaria mosquito) is the source of this 2412-nucleotide messenger RNA. RefSeq lists its product as uncharacterized. The record is from RefSeq and is a predicted model, not a curated record. The transcript is spliced from 5 exons. NCBI's taxonomy places the organism in Eukaryota, Metazoa, Arthropoda, Insecta, Diptera, Culicidae. Bases 1118 to 2284 code for a protein of 388 amino acids.